Danio rerio (zebrafish) is the source of this 1406-nucleotide messenger RNA. RefSeq names its product odorant receptor, family 63, subfamily B, member 2 (gene or63b2). Lineage: Eukaryota; Metazoa; Chordata; Actinopteri; Cypriniformes; Danionidae. Gene Ontology annotation, biological process: signal transduction; G protein-coupled receptor signaling pathway; detection of chemical stimulus involved in sensory perception of smell. Gene Ontology annotation, cellular component: plasma membrane; membrane. Gene Ontology annotation, molecular function: G protein-coupled receptor activity; olfactory receptor activity. The record is from RefSeq and is marked validated.
CUUAUGAUGACUUGUCUUCUAAAUAGUCAUUUUUAUAAUUGUUAGAUUGAUAGAUAGUCUUGACUGCAGCUGCUACUUUUUCUUCUGCUCAUGUAUUUAUUACCAACUUUCCACUGUCAAUCUUCAUUCUUCAAAACAUAUCAUUAGUAAAAUGUCAUUUUCAAAAGUUGUUCAUUGAUUUUGCAACUUUAACAGGUGUUCAUUUGGAUUUUAUCUCCUUUGUGAAUGAUUUGUAUACAUGGUGAUUGUCAGAGCUGUUAAUUUGUCAUCCAUGGAUAAUUCAACAUAUUUCACAACGGUUAUUUUGACUGGCUACAUUGAUAUUGGUGAUAUUAAGUAUUUGUGUUUUGUUGUUUUGAUCUUGUUGUUUGCUGCGAUCAUUGUAGCUAAUCUGUUUAUUAUUGGAAUAAUAUAUAAGGAAAAGUCUUUGCAUGAACCCAUGUAUGUUUUUUUAUGUAGCCUGUGUGCAAAUCAACUGUGCGGCAGCUUUGCUUUAUUCCCGUUUGUUUUAGGCAAUAUGCUACGGUCAAAAACCCCAGAAGUUCCUCUCACUGUUUGUCAUGCUCAGAUAUUUGCUUUAUACUCUUAUGCACAAGUAGAAUUCUGUAACUUAGCCAUGAUGUCUUAUGACCGGUAUGUAGCUAUCUGUCACCCUUUGGAAUAUCACAGAAUCAUGUCUCCUGCCAGGACGAUGACAUUGAUUGCUCUUGGAUGGUCGCUAGAAAUUAUGAUAUUAUCCUUUUCUUUUUCUGUUAAUGUACAGCUCAAAUUUUGUGGAAAUGUUCUGGAUAAAGUGUGGUGUGACCAGUACAUGCUUGUGAAACUGGCAUGCUCAGACACGACACCAAACAACAUCAUCGGCAUUACUGGUAUCCCACUUGCCAUUGGUCCACCACUGCUAAUAAUUUUUUUCUCAUAUGCAAAAAUUUUAAGAGUGUGCCUAAAGUUCACAAGACAGAAGGCCAAAAAGUCUCUGUACACAUGUUCUCUGCAUCUUAUCACACUCCUGAAUUUCACUGUUGGUUGUUCGUUUGAACUGAUCCAAAGCAGAUUUGGUAAGCUUCCCAUUCCUGCUGUAGUGCGUGUGAUUCUCUCACUUUAUUUCCUAGUGUGUCCACCACUGAUCAAUCCUAUCAUGUAUGGCGUAAGUCUUACUAAUAUAAAAAAGGCACUCAAAAAAUGUAUUGGCGUGUAGGCUAGAAAAAUAUACUGUACAAUUUAGGAAAUUCUUUAAAGGCACAAAGAACUUGUAUGUAUUUAUAACAAUUGUUUUAUUUUUGUAAAUAAUAUGUGGUAAAUGUUUGAUUAUUAUAUAACAUGGAACAACAUAUUGUGUUUCGACAUAUUCUGCAUGAUCUUUCAGUGUACUUUUCAAAACCCAAUAAAAAUAUAAAAGGUACCUUUAA